CAGCAGCAGCAGCAGCGGCAGCAGCAACGACUUGUAGGCAAACAGGAAAUAAGAAAUAAUUGAAUAUUCAAAGUACGUGCGGACCCACACACCAAAGUUGUUCGCACUGGCCGACCCGAACAGGAACAAUAAGAAUUAUAAUAACAAUUAUAAUCACAAGCAGUGGCUGAGGAUGGCCACUGGCAGCAAUGAUAUGCCAGACCAUCGAAAGCGCAACACCUUCACCAGCUACGUGGCGCCCAUGGCUGGGGAUGUGCGCGCCACAGCGGAUACGAACGAGUGGUGCCUGCCCAGCGACCUGCGUGACGUGCACCUGGCCACGCCUCGCAUGCUGAGCGGCGAGCAAAUCGUUGCCUCAGCGCCCGCCUACAUGUAUUCGCCGAUAGCGCCAAUGGAGGGCAGCGGCAACAGCAGCAACAGCAGCAGCAGCACCAGCAACAACUUUAACAACAGCAUCGGCAAUGGGAAUGGCAAUGGCAACAAUAGCAGCAACAGCAGUGCCGGAGGAAGGUACAGCAGAGGUGGCCACAAGGAGGCCACCUUCGGCCUGCUGAGCGUGACCAACUUCAAGCUGGCCUUUGUGCCGCUGCACGGUGGUCAAGGCGCACAGUCGGCACCCUUGGCCAGUGAUCUGUACCAGGGGAAUAACUUUUUGGGUCGCAACGAGGUGACGCUGAACAACAUCGACCAGAUCUAUACGAUUGCCGAGCAGGGCAGAGCGGCGAGUGCGCUCCAGGCGGCGCGCAUGGCGGGCACGAGCAGUCGACGGAAAAAGCUGGAGCCCGCCAAGCAGCACAAUCUCAACGGCCGGAUCGUGGCACUGCACAUCAUAUGCAAGAACUUUCGGCUGCUCAAGUUCGCCUUCCAGCAGCAGGACUCGAAGCUGAGCGGAGCCAGUGACUACGGCAAGCUGAUUGCCUCGGCGCUGGCCCGCUUCGCGUAUCCGAUGCGACACGACCUGAGCUUCGCCUAUUCGUAUCAGGAGCCCUACUACUCCACCCUGGUCGGGGUAAGCAUGUACGCCAGCAAGAACGAUUGGGCACGCGAGCUGAUACGCUGCGGCGCCACUGAGUGGCAGGUGGUCAGCGCCAGCUCCGUGCCUCUGCUCCAGAACCGUCUGCACGCAUCCAAGUACACGCUGCCGCCCCACUUUGUCAUACCCAAGUGCUGUGAGGUGGACCGCUUCCUGCAGUUGUCGUUGGCCUUCUGCGACUCGCGGGCCGCCUUCUGGGUGUACAGCUAUGGCAGCAGCGCCGCCUCGCUGGUGCGCCUGGCCGAGCUGCAGCCGAGCUCGCAGCAGGACACGAAGCUGGAGAACAUUAUGCUGGAGCUGGUGCGCAAGUGCGACGAGCGGAAGCAGUUGAAGCUGAUACAGCUGACCGACCAGCUGCCCAGCACGCAGGACGUGCAGCGGGCGUACCACAAGCUGCGACGCCUCUGCACGCCCGAAACGCCGGAGAAGUUCAUGCUACAGGACGACAAGUAUCUGGCUCUGCUCGAGAAGACCAACUGGCUGCUGUACGUCUCGCUCUGUCUGCGGCAAGCCUCGGAGGCGGCCGCCACGUUGCGCGCCUCCGUUACCUGUGUGCUGCAGGAGUCCAAUGGCCGGGAUUUGUGCUGCGUGAUUAGCAGCUUGACUCAGCUGCUACUCGAUCCGCAUUUCCGCACCAUCGACGGCUUCCAGUCUUUGGUGCAAAAGGAAUGGGUGGCCUUGGAGCAUCCGUUCCAGCGCCGCCUGGGUCAUGUUUAUGUGUCCAACAGCGAGCAGGCUCCGGACAGUGAACAGAGUCCCAUAUUUCUACUCUAUCUCGACUGUGUGUGGCAACUGCUCCAACAAUUUCCGGACGAGUUUGAAUUCUCGCAAACGUAUUUGACGACGCUUUGGGAUGCCUGCUUCAUGCCCAUAUUCGACACCUUCCAGUUUGACAGCCAGGCCCAGCGGGCGCGCGCCGUCAGCGAGGGGCGACUGGUGCUGCGGCCCGUUUGGGACUGGGGCGAGCAGUUCAGCGAAAAGGAUAAGAUGUUCUUCACCAAUCCGCUCUAUCAGCGUCAGCGUGGAGAUUUGGCUGCCGGUCAAAAUUAUCGACGCUCCUUGGCCGUGGGUGGGCAACACAAGCUGCUCUCAACGACUGGAACCGGCGGACCUCUGGCAACAUCCUCUCCAUCGCGCUACACCAUCAAUCCUCAGCUGUUUGCGACGCAGUCCACCGUGCCGCAAGACCGUUACCUGCAGCCUUCGCAUCGCAUACUCGAUCUGUCCGUGUGGGAUCAGUGCUACUAUCGUUGGCUUCCCGUGCUGGACAUACGUGGAGGUGGACAGCCGCAGGUGGAUCUCUUUUAUCGCCUGAUGCUGAGCAAUAUCGCCAAGGCGCAGCGCUGCAUCGAUCUACAGAGCUUCGAGGACCUGCCCGACGCCUUCUACGAAGCGAUGGGUGAGCAGCGACCCAGCCCGCAGUCGCAGCGUGACCAGGAUCAGCGCCAGCAAGAGGAGCCUGUGGAGUAUGUGGACGGUGUGGAGCGACGCCGCAAGCCCGAUCCAGGCGCAGGAGGAGGAGGAUCGACUGCUAAUGGCCUGAAUGUGGUGAAUGGCGGACCACUGCAGCUAUCCACACUCUCAUCAUUCUUUCCAUUCGGCAGCCCCAUUGCUGGCGAUGCGCCCCACGAGCUGUACGACAUUCUCAGCGGUAGCACUGAGCUUUUAUUGGACACCUCUUCCAUUCUGGACAAGUCGUCCAUUGUUUGAGCCGAGUUGCAGCUACAGCUACCGUCUACUCGCUACUUUCUAAUCGUGACUCGUUAUCCGUUGUAACGAAUCGCAGCUACGCAAAAGCUCGCUUUGCGCAAUCCUUGUUCCAAUCUGCUAAUGCUGGUUAUUUAUGAAGAGCUGAACUUUAGAAGUAUUACAAAUCUACUUUUUUAUAUAACUACAAGCACGUAUAUACAUAUAUGUAU
Messenger RNA from Drosophila arizonae, 2952 nucleotides. RefSeq names its product myotubularin-related protein 10-B. Gene Ontology annotation, cellular component: membrane; cytoplasm. Lineage: Eukaryota; Metazoa; Arthropoda; Insecta; Diptera; Drosophilidae. Gene Ontology annotation, biological process: phosphatidylinositol dephosphorylation. The record is from RefSeq and is a predicted model, not a curated record.